Molecule: messenger RNA, 1686 nt
Organism: Ornithodoros turicata
Lineage: Eukaryota; Metazoa; Arthropoda; Arachnida; Ixodida; Argasidae
Product: zinc finger protein 227-like
Exons: 4
Coding region: 125-1330 (401 amino acids)
Biological process (GO): regulation of transcription by RNA polymerase II
Cellular component (GO): nucleus
Molecular function (GO): RNA polymerase II cis-regulatory region sequence-specific DNA binding; DNA-binding transcription factor activity, RNA polymerase II-specific
Source: RefSeq, a predicted model, not a curated record
UUCAAAACCCGCGAAGGUAAAUUGUGUUCUUUCUUUUGAUAGUCUUCAUGAGGUGUACACACGCUUCUGCGUCUGUGAGGCUCUGAGAAAAUCACGAAUCUAGCUGAUUCCCUGUAAGACUAUCAUGACAUCGACCACUGAAGGUGGACACACAAGUGCUGAUGACGAACUGGAAGCUGCGAAGCCCUACAAAUGCUUAACCUGUGGCUCCUGCUUUAAGGAUGUCGGUCAGCGUUUAGUCCAUAACUUCAGCUGCCGUGACGGAGCGCAUACAAGGAAGACGCGCAUUAAAUCCACCGAAACCAGUACUCAAGAUGCUUCAGACGCUGGAUUACCGGGCCUUCCCAGCGAAUGCAUCGUGUGUGGAGAAACAUUCCAACCAUGGCCUUCACUCCACAAGCAUAUGAUGUCACAUGAUCCCGCACCAGCGGACCCAACCUUCUUCGAGAACUGUCGCUUGAUUGACAGAACCAUCCAGUGCAUGAUCUGCGGUGUCGUCAAGGGAAAUAGGCGUUCCCUCCGCGGUCACUUCGCGUCCCAUCACUCCAAUGAGCGCCAAUUCAUCUGCCCAAAGUGUCCGGCCAACUUUAAGACAUCCGAUCGCUUCAUUGUUCACUUCAAGAGAUCACACACAUCGCUAGCGCAGGUCCAUCGGUGUGGCCUGUGCGAUUUCACUACAGUGGACAGAGAAACGAUACGCAGACAUAGAUUGAAACACGAUGGUAUUGUUGAAAAGGAACGAUGCGAAGUGUGUUUCCAGAUGAUCCGGAAGGUGGGACUCAGGUACCACUACUUCGUCCACACGGGUGAGAAACCGCACGUUUGCCGCGUCUGCGGCAAAGGAUAUCUAAUCAGAAGAGAUCUGAAACGACAUAUCGCUUCCAUACACUUGGGCAUCAAACCCAAGUACGAAUACAGAGAUUGUCAAGUGUGUGGUGUGAAGCUACUUUUAGCGAGCUUAGAGUCGCACAUGCGACGCCACACCGACGAACCUACGAACAUCUGCUGCAUCUGUGGGAAGCACUUCUACCGCCUCGAGAGAUACAUUCAUCAUAUGAAGAGAGUGCACGUCCGCAUCAAAGAUAAGAAAUGUCCGGUGUGCCAGAAGGCAUUCUAUGGUCUCUCGGAGGUGCAACAACACAUGCAGGUGCAUGUGGACGAGAAGCGGUUCAAGUGUGAAGUGUGCGGGAAGGCGUUCAAGUGGAAGCAUAAGAUCAGGGACCACAUGAAGACGCACAGCGAGGAACGGCCCUUUAACUGCGAGCUCUGCGGAGAAGCGUUUAAGUGGAAACAUAAUCUGGCCAACCACGCGCGAGCCAAGCACACGUGAAUGUUCCUUUUUCAGGAGAGUGUGUGAUUAUAGUUUAGCUUUCUACGUUUUUUUUAUCCAUUCAUCAUUUUUACGAAGAAAGGUAGCGUAUUUGAAUACACGUAUUUAUGUCGACAUAAGGGUUAGCCACCGCACGAUGGGGCUUGUCCCCUGCCUACAGAUAAGCGAACCAUAUCAAGUAUGUAGCAGCUGUCCUAAGUACCCAUCUUACGUUCUAUGUUAUUAUGUAUCCCAUUUAUCAUCGGUAGUUCUGCAUGUAGUUUUGAACAAAUGCUUCCCAAACAACGGUGUAAGUGUGCAGAGCAAUGAAUUUCCAGUCAAUAAAGGAACUCUAAUCGAUGCAUAAUAACACAGCA